AUGUUUGCGGGUGCCCCAACUCCUUCGCCACUUGAGCUUGCUAUUUCGCGUGUGCAGGCGCGCAAGACCUUGCGUUCGUUCGCCAUGAUUGUUGGCGUGCUGCAUUUUGCGCCGUACCUCUUCCACUUUGUGGGCAACCUGUGCCGCAAAUAA
Messenger RNA from Malassezia restricta, 153 nucleotides. RefSeq lists its product as uncharacterized. NCBI's taxonomy places the organism in Eukaryota, Fungi, Basidiomycota, Malasseziomycetes, Malasseziales, Malasseziaceae. The transcript has 3 exons. The record is from RefSeq and is a predicted model, not a curated record. The coding region runs from base 1 to 153 and encodes 50 amino acids.